This is a messenger RNA of Spodoptera litura, 3239 nucleotides long. Its product is annotated as transmembrane 7 superfamily member 3. Gene Ontology annotation, biological process: negative regulation of programmed cell death. The record is from RefSeq and is a predicted model, not a curated record. Gene Ontology annotation, cellular component: plasma membrane. Lineage: Eukaryota; Metazoa; Arthropoda; Insecta; Lepidoptera; Noctuidae.
AGCUGUCAUUGGGCUGACUUGUUUUGUUCGUUUGCCGACUUUUUCCUUGCCGAUUGUGUAUUAUGAACGCGCUAUCAUAGGGACAAAAUGUGAAUAAUUUCAUUGUGGUGUCAUUUAUUAUCACAGUGUAGUUCAAUGUCCCUACAAUCUUCAGCUAAUAGUGUUUUUUGCAAGCAGUUGUGAUCUUGUCAAGUGUCAAAAUGAUCAGCUGUUACGAAUUAUUUAUGCUCUAAUUGGAAGAGAUCAAAACUUUCGCUAUUGUGUUUCAAUAUCAGUGAUAACGUUUUUAUUACAUUUCUGGUAUCGAUAAGUGAAAAUGCAUUCUUUAUUGGGUGAUAGACUUCUUUUAGUGAUAGUGUCAUUAAUUUAUUUUCUUAAUUCUGUUGCUGCACAAGAUGGCAGCAUAACUAUACCUUUAAACAGCUCAAUAACAUAUGACAACAGGGAAAUAUACGGAGGUUUUAUUACAUUAAAUGGCAUAUCAAGAGUUACAAUUAAUUUUACUGAUGUCAAUAAGAAUCUUACGUUUAUAGUUUUUCAAGCUCAUAGUCACAUAAAUAAUAUCACCCUGUAUACAAGUGAUGCGGAACAAGGCAAUCAGACUGUUACAGGCACUAAUCUUGGUUUAGUGAGUUAUAUGAGUCCUGUAAACACAUUUAUUGUAUCUAAUUUUAAUAGCAAUGUCACUGUCCGUGUUUAUAUUUCCGUCCAUGGAUAUUUCAAAAUGGAACCUAUCCCAGGUGGAUGCAACAUGGAGUUCCCAAUACCAGUGACUCCUUAUCUGAAUGUAAUGACAUACAGCGACUAUAUUUUUGUGGAUGCAGCACCGCCAUCAGUAGACCCUGAUUGCUCAAUUACAAUGCAAGCGAACAUGUCUUUUUACAUGAUGUAUCUACCCGAAAUGAAUUUCUACGCUGAUGUCUACUUUGAUGGCAUCAGGAAGAUGAUGAGCCUCAAGAAUAUUAAGAAAUAUGGUUACCGAAUUCCGAAAAGUUCCUGGCCGGAGACGCGCCGUAUGUUGAGUGCUUACCCUGGCACUGGUGCAAUAUACACAGUAGUAGCGACAAGGGUUGAUAAUACCUCAGAAUACUCCAUCUACGUACCAAGCUAUAGUUAUGGUUGCAAUGACGUAAGUGAUUAUGGCUGCGAAAUGAUUGAUGACUGGCUAUCCCAACUACUAUGUGCUACAUUAAUGUUUAUUGGAGUUUUUAUAUGUUUCUUUGGACAUCGUUUCUUCAAGACCGAAAUGUUUUUCGCUGGGUUCUUUACCGGCGUCAUCAUAACUUAUAUUUUAAUAGCCUUAAUUACUGUAGUUGAUAAACCAGCAUUAUUAGCAGCUGCAACGAUUUCUGGCGUGUUCUUCGGAGGGAUAUGGUGGCUGUUCUGGUGGUUAUACGGCAUACCUGUACUCGCAGUACUGUUACCGUCUUUGAACCUUGGAUUCUUGCUUGCUUCGAUAUUCUAUUACAGACUUCCAGGUCACCAAUUGUUCCUGGAAUUAGACUUUAAUUUCUGGAGUCUUUUCGUCCUGGUGGUGAUGCUGACGGCUCUAGCGGUCGUCUCCGUGUCUUACGCGGCUAACAUUCUGUGCUGUGCCGUCAUCGGCGCGUACGCAACAGUGUUAGCCAUGGAUUACUACAUGGGAUCGAACUUGAAGUUCAUUAUUAUAAAUGUGAUUAGAAGAGCCGUUGUUCCACACUUUAAUAAGGCAAUUUUAGCACCGCCUUUGGAUUGGAAAGACAUAUCAAUGGCGUCGAUAUGGAUAGUUUUAGCUGGUCUAGGUUUCUUCUUCCAGCAUUGGCACAACCGUGGUAGACCCCCAUUCCCACCCCCUACGAGGCUGGUCAGACCCAGCAUGGCUGAACCUACCAUGUAUGGUGCCAUCAGCAAUUAUUUCCGCCGCCCAGAACAACAACCUGGAGAGGGUCAUGCUACGCCUGUUGCUAGAGUUCAGAACGAAAGAACAGCCCUACUGUCUUAGACACAACACUACUUACUGGUAUCUGUUUAAAAACAAUAAAAAAUAAAAAAAAUCAACAUAUACAUCUUAAACAAUUACAACAUUUCAAAAAUUGCCUUUAAAGAAUAAGUCGAUCUAAACAAAUGUUCUAGUUAAAUAAACGUUUUCCAAAAAAACACGAUCUCAAAAAUGGUUAGUAAAUAAAUUAAUUCACUAACAAUAAUUGUUGCCAUGGUAACCUAAAGAAGUAACCUUCAAGAAAAGAGCGUAUUCCUUUUUAAAGGGCCGGCAACGCACCUGUGGUGUUGCGGGAGUCCAUGGGUAGCGCUGAUCGCUUACCAUCAGGUGAUCCGUCUGCUCGUUGCCUCCUAUUCCAUAAAAGGAAGUAAUGAAGGAAAGAUCACCCAAGACCCAAUUUGUCUUUCUUUUGUCUUGAACAGCGCCUCGUCUCUUUCAAAGUAAUACUGAGAAUUUUACUGGAGAUUACAUCUGCCUCCUUUCUAUAACAAUUAACAAUAUGUUUGGAACACGUGAUCUCAAUAAAAUCGUUAUAAAUCUAACUACAUACUUAUUAACAAAAUCGGUUACUAUGGUAACCAAACAAGAACUUAUGUUAAACGAUUCUAUCGUGCCAAUUUUGAUUUUCCAAAGAAAUAGAAUUAUUAUUAAUCCUAGACUUAUUGUUUUGUUAAUUUUAGUUUAGAUUAAAUCAAUUGUAUUGGUAAAAAGAUUUAUCAUCUUUUUUCAUUAUAAACAAAAAAAAAAUAGUUACUACCUACCGUCGUCAAAACACAAUAAAUAAAAAACUCACCAGUUAUUGAAUAAGCGUGACAUUUAACUACUAUAAUUACACACGUAUCUAUAGAUCGCUACUGUAGAUUUUAGCUUAUUUACAGUAGUUUACGCCUUUAGAAAUACUUAUCAAUCAAAUUUCUCCUAAACUCUUAUAAUGCUAAAAAAAAAAUUCAAUUGAAAGCUUAUUUAUAUUGAAUAAUUUAUAUAUUUCCGUCUCUGUUUAGCUUUUGGAUAAAGUAAUCGUGCGAAAGGGACAAAUAUAGCACCCUGCCAGCAUAGAACAACGUCAAUUUUUACAAUAUUAAACUUAAAUACGCAUUAGACUUUAAUAAUAUUAUGAUAACUACAAGACAAUUUUGAAACUACUUACGCUCUCUCGUUAUAGAUAUUGAAUGCCUUAAAUAUAACCAAAAAAAUGUAUCCAACGUUAUUUAUGUUAUAAUAAUAAAUAAAUAAACUACGUUUAACAAAUCGACUUCAACCC